This is a messenger RNA of Cuscuta epithymum, 298 nucleotides long. Lineage: Eukaryota; Viridiplantae; Streptophyta; Magnoliopsida; Solanales; Convolvulaceae. The record is from the annotation of a GenBank genome assembly.
UUUGAGUUUGAGGACCUGGGUUUCACUUAUGAGCUUCAAACAUCUGGUCCUGGUAGAUUCACGUUAGCGAUGAAGGAUAAGAAACCAAGGCUUAUCCACAAGGUUGAUAAGGCAAACGACAGAGGCUUGAUGCACUGGUACUUUUUCGUUCUCAAAGACUCACUUGGCAAUGAUGGAUCCUUUCUUGAAGAUAACCUGCAAAAAGAAAAGAAAGCAAUUUCCCUUCCUUCUGGGCCGAAAUCGAAAGAGAGAACUGCACAAAUUCAGGCUAUCCCUGUUCAGGAGCGUUGGUUUGCUA